UCUGUUGAUGCGCGUGGGAAAAGCAAUCUUAGAAACAUCCCAUUGAAGAGAGGUCAGCUUCUUUAGGAAACUGUUGGGUUGUUGUCUGAGAGUAGACUCUGGCGUCUGCAUAUUUCUUAAGUACAUAAAAUAUGUGUACCCAAAAAGCAUGGAAGGUAGAGAGAAUCUAGAAAAUGUGAAAAAAAUUGCCCAUAUUUUCCACAACCUCAAUCACCCCCUUCAUUGUUCAAUCCAUUUUAUUUUGUUGAAUAUAUCAUUGAACUUGAGCCAAAGCUGAAGCAAAGUAUAUAGAAUAAUAGAAAGGGAGAGAGGGAGACUGCAAGUUGACAAAAUUUAAGUCAUUCAACUGAUUUGUUUUGGUUCUUGCUGAGGGGGGGUUCUUUUUCCUUUUGCUUUUUUGUUUUUGUGGAGAAGAAAGAUCUCAUUUUUAUCAUCUGGGUAUGUGGGAUCUCUCUAUCAUGUUAUCAGGUGUUAUAGUUCAUGGUCAUCAUCAUGACCAUGAUGAUUUGUCAUAGAGGAUGAUUUGGUGAGUUUAUGAGGGAGCUUUGAUUAAAAAAGAAAAGGAGCGGUGGAGAAUAUAGUUAUGAGAAGCAAAUGUUGGGUUAAGCGUUUUUGUCAUCUUGAAUCUCUCCAUCAAAAUGAGAAUGGGAACUGAAGUACAGUCUAAUAUGUAUCUACCGGGUUACUAUUCCUUGAGAGAUAAAAAUGGCAGUACUGGUAGCGAUAGCUGGUCUGUAUGUCAGCAAAGCAAUAUGGCUGGUCAGUACCAUGAUUUCUUCAUGUCGAGGCAAGCAAUAGAUAUUAAUGAGGAACCUGACAAGCAACAAUUGAGGCAAACGAUAGUGAAGCACGAAUCUAUGUUCAGGCAUCAGCUCCAUGAACUUCAUCGACUUUACAACAUACAGAGGGACAUGAUGAAUCAAAUGAGAAGCAAAGAAUUGAACAAACAUCUGAUACCGGAAGGACUAUUGCAGUCAAGUCUUUAUUCAUCUGGAAUUUCAUUCACAGAUGACAAGGGAAGGCAGCAUAUUUCCAGUUUGUCCACAGUGGAUUUAAAUAAUGGUAGACUGUCUAUGUCUGGUGCUGACAGCUUCCAAUGUCAGUUUGGAUCCAGGACGGAGAAUGCCAUGCAGUCCAGUUAUUGUCCUAACCAUAAUGGAUUAAGAUCGAAGGACCAUGAGACUGCUGAAUCUGAAAGCAAGAAGCAGCAAAGAAGGUUAAUUGAUCUUGAACUUCCUGCUGAAGAAUACAUUAAUGAUGAAAAAGAAGGUCAAGGGGUUUCUGGAGUGUCAGUGGGCAGUUAUUUUCUUAGCAGGGACCAUGAGAUGACUCGUGAGAGAGUUGGAAGUUCAUCUUUUCCCCCUGGUGUCGUCUUCUCUGGCUGCAAAAAUGAUGGGCUGACUCCCAGUUCGUAUACGGGGAAACCCCAUGGACUGAUUAAUUUAAAUGAACAUUUGAAGGUUAAAGAAGCAUCUGUCUUAACUUCCUCCAAUAUUUUGGGAAAUAUUAUCAGCCCCAAAGAGGAGAUGGAAAGACACUUUCCGUCUUUGUAUUCACAUUCUCUCUUUCACUGCUCGGAUAAUAAAUUUUCUCAAUAUCCCCAAAAAGUAAAGGAAAGAGGAGUCAGCUUUAGCAAUUCGCAUUUAGACACUGAAAGGCAACAAAAUGGGUGGUCAGGGUAUAGCCUUGAAUCUGGCCAAACUGGAAGCAAUGGAGGUCCACAUCAUGCAAGCUUUUGUCAUGACGAUUUACCUGCAACUUUUAAGUCACAGCAAGUUGAACCUAGGAACUCUGGCUUUUCAAAAUCCAUCUUGUCUGAACAAAAGAUGGAAUCACAUCAGAAGAAGAAAAUUUUUGGUGUUGAAAUAUGUGAAAAUAACAAUGGCGCAUCCAUUGAGACCUUUCGUACUCCUAUUCAGCACCCACAUGUUCCUCAAUCUAAUGCAGCCAAUUCUGAGAUAUCCUCCACUUCUUCCUGGAAGAAGUUUUAUCCUGGCUCAAGCAAUAAUGUGAUAACAAUUCAAGGACACCCUUCAGUUAGCACCAUUGCUCAAUCAAAUAAGAGUUCAGUGACAUUGAUGCACAGACCUGAUGUUGUUGGAGAUAAAUUGGUUUUUAGUAGCAGUUCAAGAUCUGUCCCAAAUACUAGAGCUGAAGCAUCAUACCAAAAUGAAUUGUGCUUUGGUUCUCAGUUGGAAUCCAAGGAGUCGUGGGUUUGCCACUCAUCAAAUGGUUUUGGUCACCCGAAUGGCAUCAGUGACAGUAGUUCUGCUUCUGAACAAUAUGCUCAACGUGGCCCUAGGAACAAUUUUAGGGAUUUGGGCUCCAUUAUGGAUGCAAAGUUUACAGAAGAGAAGAAAGCUGAUGCAGCAUCUCCAAAUAGUUAUCAGAAUGAGUCAAUUACUCAUUUUUCUAUCAAUGGGACAAAGAAGCAUAACCUUCAUGGAGGAUUGCCUUGGCUUAAAGCAGUUCCUUCAUGUAAUGGAAACUCUUCUGAAGAAAGGCAAGGCUCUUCUCAGAUGAAUGCAGAUUCAUUGCAAAACUAUUCUCAGCAAUUUGUUGAUAAAACUGAAAUGAUGCGAAAGAGCACCUUACAAACCUUUGUUCAGGAUUCUUUGUCGGCUACAUGUGCCUUUGAUGCUGAGCACUGGAAAACUGAAGUUGGUGAGUGUUCAAGCAACAGGAAGAUUCCUGGGUUCUCUAUAUUUGAAAAGCCUUAUAAAUCUAAGGAUCUUGCUACUCCUAGUCCCCCCUCAAAACCAAACUAUCUUGCUACUGUUGAUGCUACCACAUCCAAUGAUCCAGCAUCACCCGAAUUUGGAAAGCAGCAUGAAGUGGAGGGUCUGAUGGAGAAAGGAUCAGUUAAUCACAGUGAUGAUUCAAAACACCAUAUUGACUUGAAUUUAUGUGUUGUUGAAGAAGAAGUUGAAGAACUGCCUCAACCAACCCUCUCUUCCUCAAGAAGCAGUCAAAAGAUUGCUCUUGACAUAGAUUUGGAGGCACCAGGAGUUGAAACAGAAAUGGAUUUACCUCCAGGGUUUGAAAAUUAUAAAAGCAGCAAAGUACAUAUUGACAGCAUCAAACCUCCUGGUUUUGAAGUUCUUGAUGGCAAACCUCCUGGGUUUGAUCAGUUUGACAACAAAGUUAAAGAACCUGCUAACUUUCCUCAGGAUGUAUCUAAAGAGCUGCAUGAAGGACUAAAACAGGUUGCAGCUGAGGCUUUAGUAGCCAUUUCAUCAUCUUGUGUGCCUCAUCAGCUUGAUGGCUGUUCUCUCGAAUCAGAUGAUUCUCCCAGUGACCCCCUUCAUUGGUUUGCAGAUAUUGUUUCUACUUACAAUGGUGAUGUUCACAAUGAGGUUGGAUCAGUAUCAGUUGAUCAGGAAAGUGUUAAUCCUGAACGUACUUUUCUGAAUGGGAUGGAUUACUUUGAGCUUAUGACAUUAAAACUGACAGAAACUAAAGUAGAAGAAUGCUGUUAUGAGCCACGGGUUUUUGAAAACCCAAAAACUGAAAACAUAAUGCCUAAGCGACCACGAAGAGGGCAGGCAAGGAGAGGGAGGCAAAGGAAGGACUUUCAAAGGGAUGUACUUCCCACUCUUGCUUCACUGUUAAAGAAUGAGGUGACUGAGGAUCUUCUGACAAUCGAAGGGCUGGUAAAAGCCACUGGUGGCACCUGGCAGUCAAGUUUGGCACUGAAAAAUGCUGCUAAGAAUGGUGGGGGAAAGAGAAGGCGGCGAUCAGGGGAUCCCAGUUCUCCUCCAAAUGUUCCUGCCCUCUGCCCACUUCAGAUUGAGCCACCUAAAUGUAGAGAAGCAGCAUUUGAGGAGGCAAGCCUAUUAGGAUGGGGGAAGAGGACAAGACGUCCACCAAGACAACGAUACCCAAUUGGUAGUCCUCCCGUCUCUAUAAAAUAACUUGAAAGAUAAAGAAAUGUUCGAUUUCAGAGAAUUAGAAUUUUCUUACCUAUGGUGCCGACCGUGGGUUUUCCUUUCCAGGGAGAUUCACUUUGUACAUGUUUUCCUCAGCCUCAAUUUGGUUUCUCAGUACCUUGAGUGAGUUGUGUGUUUCAUCAUAAAUAAAUUCCAUUGUUCUUCUCUGAGCUUAAACAGAAAACUUAUCAGGCUUCAUGUAAUAUAAUUGCAGGAGUGCUGAAAGUUUGGCAUAUAGCAAGCUUUCGAUUCUGGAGUUGCCCAUAAUAUUUUCAUUAAUAUGCUUUGUUAGCUUGUUUA
Mangifera indica (mango) is the source of this 4229-nucleotide messenger RNA. RefSeq lists its product as uncharacterized. NCBI's taxonomy places the organism in Eukaryota, Viridiplantae, Streptophyta, Magnoliopsida, Sapindales, Anacardiaceae. The transcript is spliced from 6 exons. The coding region runs from base 639 to 3914 and encodes 1091 amino acids. The record is from RefSeq and is a predicted model, not a curated record.